This is a messenger RNA of Dunckerocampus dactyliophorus (ringed pipefish), 2710 nucleotides long. Its product is annotated as transcription factor Dp-1-like. Lineage: Eukaryota; Metazoa; Chordata; Actinopteri; Syngnathiformes; Syngnathidae. Gene Ontology annotation, cellular component: transcription regulator complex; nucleus. The coding region runs from base 448 to 1686 and encodes 412 amino acids. The record is from RefSeq and is a predicted model, not a curated record. The transcript is spliced from 16 exons. Gene Ontology annotation, biological process: regulation of transcription by RNA polymerase II; regulation of cell cycle. Gene Ontology annotation, molecular function: RNA polymerase II transcription regulatory region sequence-specific DNA binding; DNA-binding transcription factor activity, RNA polymerase II-specific.
GCGGUUUUUCAGGAAGGGAGGAGCUUGGACCACCUCAUGGACCGUCUGUUCAGGACACAUUCAUACUUGUCCAUCACUUUGCUGUAGGAGUCCCAAUCGUGACAUCUCUCGAAGCCGCACUACCUCCUCUUGGCUUGUGUUUCUCUGCCUGGGAGAUCAAAUGCCCUGACUGGACGACUGAAGUCCACCUAUGCAUCAAACAACCUGCACUGCACAAGAGAGGCUAUUUCAUACUCGCUCCUGUCAAGCACAAGCAGCCAGGGACCAUCUUCUCCCCGUGCUGAGUCAGCAUCUGUCCCGAAGCAGAGGGCGGGUGCAGGAUACCGAGAGUCCAACAGGGGGAACCAGAGUGGAUUCCGGCGAUGUGGCAAUAAGGUCUGACUAGUCACACGUUGAAGAAAAUAUUCCUUUCCAAUUGAGGCUCCACUUCCCCGGUCCUUUAGGAUCAUGGCUAAAGAUGCUGGUCUAAUAGAAACGAACGGAGAGCUGAAGGUUUUCAUUGAUCAGAAUCUGAGCCCCAGUAAAGGUGUCCUGUCUUUGGUCGCUGUCCAGCCUGCAACCGCCCCCUUGGCCAAACAGCUCCUACCCAAAACACUUGGGCCGUCUAAUGUGAAUAUUGCUGCACACAUGCAACAUAUACCACACAUGGUGAUUGGAACACCUCAGAGGCCGACAGUAUCUAAUACCAUACUGGUCAACAGUCCACACACGCCCAACUCCCAAUUCCUCACUCAAACUCAACCUUCAGAUGCUUCACCUUGGUCGUCUGGGAAGCGUGGCAAGAAAGGGGAGAAGAAUGGGAAAGGCUUGAGGCAUUUCUCCAUGAAAGUGUGCGAGAAGGUGCAGAAGAAGGGAGUCACCACCUACAACGAAGUGGCAGAUGAACUGGUGGCAGAAUUCAGCUCUGGUGACAACCACAUGUCACCCAAUGACUCGCACGUGUAUGACCAGAAGAACAUUCGGCGGCGUGUGUACGAUGCCCUUAACGUCCUCAUGGCCAUGAAUAUCAUCUCCAAAGAGAAGAAAGAAAUCAAGUGGAUCGGCCUGCCCACCAACUCUGCACAGGAGUGCCAAAACCUUGAGGUGGAGCGACAGAGGCGGCUGGAGAGGAUCAAACAGAAACAGUCACAGCUUCAGGAGCUCAUACUACAGCAAAUAGCGUUCAAGAACCUCGUGCAGAGGAACCGACAGAGCGAGCAGCAGGCAAACAGACCUCCACCCCCCAACUCCAUCAUACACCUGCCCUUCAUCAUCGUCAACACCAGCAAGAAAACAGUCAUCGACUGCAGCAUCUCCAAUGACAAGUUCGAGUAUCUGUUCAACUUUGACAGCAUGUUUGAGAUCCACGAUGACAUCGAGGUGCUGAAGCGUAUGGGCAUGGCUUGUGGUUUAGAGGUGGGCAAGUGCUCUCCAGAGGAUCUGAAGGUUGCACGCAGCCUGGUGCCAAAGGCUCUGGAGCCCUACGUUAUCGAGAUGUCAAAGGGUCCCAUCAGUAACGUCUACAUCACUGGAGCACCCUCUGCUAAUGGAGCCCGUUACACGAGCAGCGAUGGUGGCCCCGACGGUACCAUGGCCUCCAGCUCUAACGACUCUCACUACAGUGGCUCCCGUGUGGAGACCCCGGUGUCUUACAUGGGUGAUGACGACGACGAGGACGAGUACGAUGAGAACGACGAUGAAGAUUAAGCCGUCUGCACCUCGCCACCCCAACAAGCACAGUCUCUCAAACCGUUGCCACCGCCACCUUGGAAACAUUUUUUUUCUCCCACACGCCCCCACAACCCCAUUCUUGUUCUGUCUGUUUUUCUCAGGGCUGUAGAUGAGAAUUGAAAGAACAAGUGGGGGUGCUCGUCUGCCCUUCCUCUCCCGAAUGACUUGUCCAUGCACCGCAGCUCUGAAGGUGGUUUGGCACUGGGAACUGUAGCGUGUGGCCUGACCUCAAAACUGAAGUCUUUGUGCAUUUAAGUCAUUUUUGAAGAAGCCAUCCCAUGAAAAACAAAAUGAUAAAAACCAACAUUACUGCUGUUGGAGAAUUGGGGGGGAACCCCCAUUUGUAUCAAUAUGUUGCUGUUUUCCCGUUAGCAACAUGAUGAUCUAUAAUGUUCAAACAUGGCCAAAGUGUUCGCUUGAACAUGCUGCCAUGAAUUGUCAGUGGCAUCCUAUGAUGGGGCUCCAUCAUGUGUUGAUGCUUGUUUGUUUUUGUUUGGUUCUGGGCAACAGGUUGAAAUGGUGGUUCCAUUUCUCAUUCUAUUGGGCUGGCUUCCUUCUGUUCUUGUAGGCAGCUGCUUUCCUUACCUUUUUUUGCUAGGUUUUUUUUAUGAUUAUUUUUACUUUUUUUAAUGUCAGUUGAGGAAUUCUCAUUCAUCACCCUGCCUAACACUUUGGUAGUGUUUACAAAAAUAAUGCCACCAGCAAAGUAAUUACUUUUAUAACCCAGGUUGCUGAUAGGUAAAUAAGCUUUGUUGGUGACAUAUGAACCCUGUUAAUGAUUGUAGCUUUAUAGUAUCCUUUUAGAGGCCAGUGGUAAAGAUACUAGACCAUCAGACAAUAUCCAUGUAACUGUGGUUGUAUACAGUAGGUCUUUGUGGACUCCCGUCAAAGAUCUCUCCCUUUUAAAACUGAGCAACACAUGUACUGACUUCUUCCAAAUACCCUUUUCUGUAAUCUAAUAUAAGUUUUCAAAUUAAAUAUAGAUUGUUUUAAAAGUUUC